GGUGUUUUUGCAGCACUCAGAGAUUCCGUUGUGUUUCAGGCGCCUUCCGACUGCCUGACCCACGUGUCGCCAUGUGGUGCCAUGGCCUUACCAGGUCUGGGUGGAUGUCCCUGGGCGCCUGGACAACCACCGGCAGCAGCUGAUGGCAUUUUUGCGGCCUUGGGCUGCAAUCCUAAGCUUGGAGGAUGCCCUGUCAUGCCGAUCCCUGGUAUACCUGGAAUGCCCAUGCCAGGCAUGGGAAUACCAGGUCUACCGGGGUUGUCUGCCAUACCAGGCGCCCCUCCGAUGGCGUUUCCCUUCCAGGCGAAUCUUCCUGUUCCAGCCCCGACCACGGCUGGCUCAAGCUGCCCAGCUGGAUCUGUGACGGUUCAAAAGGCUUCAUCUACCGUGUUGCAAGCGGCUCCAGUGAUCAGUCGUGCACCCACGAACACCGCGGCAAAGCCUGAGAAAAGUGCAGGAGCUGUGGUGCCUGAUGCUCCAGGAGCAGCACUGGCCAAGUCCCAGACGGUUGGAUCGUUGUUGUCGGCUUACGACGAUGACAGCCACGAUGAAGCAGAGCCGAGCGAGCCGCCGAACGUGGAGCCGAGCGAGCCGCCGAAAGCGCCCAAAGCUGUGCCCACGGUGGAGACACGAAGUUGGUCGAAUUGGGAGGAUAUGUUGGAGCCCAGACGUCGCCACGGGAUCGUCAUGGGCAAACAGCCGGAAGAUCUCCUCACGGGCUGGCCGCGGGAAGAAUCUGCCUAUCCUCCUGGACACCCUCCGGCCAAUCCACCUGGUUGUUGUACUCAAAAGUGCCACUGCAUGGAUGGAACAAAGAGGCCGGAGCAGUGGGAGCUGAAGAAGACUUGGUUGGAAGAUGAUUCUCAAGAGGCCAAAGCUCGUGCCCAGUCAGCUUAUCAGUGCAUCGAGGCCCUGAGCGCGCAAUCGUUUUGCUCUCGUCGGGGACGAGUGUCCAAGCAGAACUACUUGGAGGCAAAGAGUGAAACGACUUCAACUUCAGAGGAACGAUCUGCGUUACACGAACUGGGAAAGAUCUUGGCAGAAGCUCUACGGGAUGCAGUGUCAUCAAUUCCACAAGAUUAUCUUGCCAAUUCUGGGUUUCCCAUUCCAGUGCGCUCGCUGUUGUUGGCAGCUGGGCUAGGUGCUGAUUAUGCGCCAUUGCGCAUCCGCGCCCUGUCGGAGGCCGUGCCAAGUCUGCCAAGAUUGGAGCCAAAGUCACAGCUGGACUCGCCGCAGGGGCGCUCCUCCGGCUCCAGCUGGUUCUCCCCGAGGGAGAGGUGGCGAUGGAUGUGGGUAAGGUCGAAGAUUCCAAUCUCAGCUCAUUGAGUCGAGCUGUUAGCGCUGCUGUAGAGAGGCUGUCGGGCAUCCGCCCCCCGGCGCUGCGAGAGUGCCUGCAGGAAGGCUUCAGCGAGGUUUGGGACUUUCAACGAGGGGCCUUGCGGGAGGCACUUCCCAUGGCCGAGCUGCUUGAAGUCUUGGAACGCUUGAGGAGGAUGGCCAGCUCUGCAGCUGUGGCCCAGCUGAGCUUGCCUAGCCCAGAGGCCUGGAUGUCCAACCAGCUCUGGGUGCAGCCCCAUGUGCAAUGGCGAUGUCACCUCCUCCAGCUCAGGACACUCCUAGCGCUUUCCCUGCCGGCUUCCCGCCAGGAUUUCCUCCCGGCUUUCCGCCGGGCUUUCCUCCGGGCUUUCCACCCGGAUUCCCCUUGGGUCAAAUGCUUCAAGCUGGAUGGCCCCCUGGAAGGUCAGCUUUCGAUGGGCCGCCACCUGCACCACCUGUGGAGCUGGUCCCUCCGGCUCCUGAAACCACCUCGAAGUCGGUGCCCGCCAAGGCCCCUCCGUGGCGCUCGGCCGUACUUCCACCCCCACCCAAGACGCCGCCGAUUCCCCUGUGGGCGUUGCCAGAAAACACCAACAGUGGACCUGGCGGAGAUUGGUGAGAUUCCAGUGAGGCGGAGCAGGAAUCUCUCAGAAAG
Messenger RNA from Durusdinium trenchii, 1972 nucleotides. The record is from the annotation of a GenBank genome assembly. Lineage: Eukaryota; Dinophyceae; Suessiales; Symbiodiniaceae.